AUGAGCAGUGAACCUGGAUUCAAACUCAUAGAGAGACCUAUAUCUCGAAGAAAGAAUCGAAAUAGCAAGAAUCUAUGGAAAGAAAAGUCAGCCGAAGAUUAUAAGAAUAUUAUCGAUAACUUGCAAACAGUGAUCAAAAAUUCACCUUAUUAUGCAGCAUUGUUGAAAGCUCUCGGAGCAAUACCCGGUGAUUCGGUUAAAUAUAUUCGAUGUUUGGCUUUGGGUUCGCCCACAAGCACUACUGGUAUACAUUGCCAAUACCAGCUUGCGUUAUUAAUUAUUUUAUUAGAUCAUUUUAAGCUUGCAGCCAAAGAUGUCACAGCAUGGGAUCCAGUUUUUGAAUCAAAGGAUCUUGAUCUCCUCAAACUUUAUGGGUUUGACGUGGUGGAGGAGGUCACCCCUGGUGAUGGCAUUCCUGACAUGACAGAGUGGUUAUACUAUAUGCCUCAUGCCCCACAUAUAUUAACGGAAAGGGUCUUAAAAGCCGUUGAUUCCCUUCCACGAGGAGUUAUCCUUGGAAACGAUCUGCUCACCUUUGAUACUAGAGUAAUCGACGAAGGUGAAGAAUCAACAAAAGAUAUUGCAUUUGUAAGAAGCAUUUCAAAACAAUUGGUUGAAGGAGAUAAAGACAGUAACUGGGCAAUUGAGCAAAUCCCAAAUUUCCCGCUUAAAAAUGCGAACUGGAUGACGGCAUUUUACGACAUGUCUGUACAUAUAAAGCAUACCCGUUAA
This is a messenger RNA of Sugiyamaella lignohabitans, 732 nucleotides long. RefSeq names its product Ber1p (gene BER1). Gene Ontology annotation, biological process: microtubule-based process. Bases 1 to 732 code for a protein of 243 amino acids. Gene Ontology annotation, cellular component: cytoplasm; nucleus. NCBI's taxonomy places the organism in Eukaryota, Fungi, Ascomycota, Dipodascomycetes, Dipodascales, Trichomonascaceae. The record is from RefSeq and is a predicted model, not a curated record. The transcript has a single exon.